This is a messenger RNA of Exophiala oligosperma, 1106 nucleotides long. RefSeq lists its product as uncharacterized. The transcript has 3 exons. Lineage: Eukaryota; Fungi; Ascomycota; Eurotiomycetes; Chaetothyriales; Herpotrichiellaceae. Gene Ontology annotation, molecular function: beta-phosphoglucomutase activity; sugar-phosphatase activity. The record is from RefSeq and is a predicted model, not a curated record. The coding region runs from base 93 to 821 and encodes 242 amino acids.
CAGAGUGUCAUGUAAUCCUUUUAUUUUCUCUACAUAAGUCUGAAGAUAGACCAGAUUGUGUUUGAGUCCAAUUUGUAUACAGGUAGAGCAUCAUGGGUUCAGUCGAAGAGCAUUCAUUUUCUGGACCACCGCAACUCCUCUCGGCUCACGGGCUCCUGUUUGAUUUCGAUGGAACUAUAAUAGACAGCACAGAAGCAGUGAUCAAGCAUUGGCAUAAGGAGGCUGCAGAGAUGGGGGUCGACCCUGAAGUGAUCCUGGCCAAUUCUCACGGACGAAGAAGUAUUGAUACCUUUAUGGAAUUUGAUCCUUCCAAAGCCAACUGGGAAUACAUCAAUCAGCAAGAAGGCCUCAUACCAAAGUUGUUUGGCAAAGACGCAGUAGAGAUUCCAGGCGCCCGAAAACUACUCGACAGUCUCAACACGGUCAAUGCGCCAUGGGCGGUCGUCACAUCAGGGACUGGUGCUCUUCUCAAUGGAUGGAUUGAUGUUCUCAAGAUUGCGCACCCGCGAUGUCUGGUCGUUGCGGAGGACGUUGAGAACGGCAAACCUGACCCGUCCUGUUAUCUGCUCGGUCGCCAGCGACUUGGGCUUUCCGAGGACUCACAGAUGAUCGUUAUUGAAGAUGCGCCAGCUGGUGUCCGUGCAGGCAAGGCCGCCGGCUUCAAGGUCAUCGGUUUGUCUACGACACACAAGAUCUCGCAAUUGCAGGAGGCUGGUGCAGACUGGAUCGUCGAGGACCUGAGGAGUGUGACACUGAAGAGUUUCAAGCAGGAUGGACCUGUGCAGAUCGAGAUCACCAAUGCAUUGGUCCAAGCUCUGUAAGAUGUGAAGGGAGCUGUCAAGAUCAUUUACUCGUAUAAUGAUUGAUCAUUGUCAAGCAUGGCGCUAGGGGGUAUUGGACUUGUAUAGACGGGCCAUGGCAUCCGAUAGAUAACGUUACAUACAAUAGAGAUAUGUGGAUCAGAGCUCGAGCAGCCUUGAGGAAGCAGCCGCCCUGACGACGAAAGAUGUUCGUCCGCAACAGCCGACUGAGUGCCCGUCGAUCGCGAAGAUCGAUACAAUGAUACAUAUGCUCUGAUAACUGCAAAGUUGUCAUGUAGAAUCCAC